Molecule: messenger RNA, 2215 nt
Organism: Neomonachus schauinslandi (Hawaiian monk seal)
Lineage: Eukaryota; Metazoa; Chordata; Mammalia; Carnivora; Phocidae
Gene: QTMAN
Product: glycosyltransferase like domain containing 1
Exons: 9
Coding region: 1-1368 (455 amino acids)
Molecular function (GO): glycosyltransferase activity
Source: RefSeq, a predicted model, not a curated record
AUGAGUCUUCUCAUCGUUGAGCCGUUCUAUGGAGGGUCCCAUAAACAGCUGGUGGAUCUGCUCCAAGAAGAGUUAGAAGACUGUGUCCUUUAUACCCUUCCUGCAAAGAAAUGGCAUUGGAGAGCACGGACAUCGGCUUUAUACUUCUCCCAGAAUAUUCCCAUCAGUGAACAGUACAGGAUCCUCUUUGCAAGCUCAGUGCUGAACCUGACCGAACUGGCCGCCCUUCGGCCCGACCUUGGGAAAUUGAAAAAGAUUCUGUACUUCCAUGAGAACCAAUUGAUAUAUCCUGUCAAGAAAUAUCAGGAGAGGGAUUUCCAAUAUGGAUACAACCAAAUUCUCUCAUGCCUGGUGGCUGAUGUGGUGGUGUUCAACUCGGUUUUUAAUAUGGAGUCAUUUCUUACCUCUAUUGGAAAAUUUAUGAAGCUGAUUCCUGAUCACAGACCCAGGGAUCUGGAAAGCAUCAUCAGACCCAAGUGCCAAGUUAUUUACUUUCCCAUCAGGUUUCCUGAUGUGAGCAGAUUCAUGCCCAAGCACAAACCAACCCAUUUACAGAAGAUUCUCAGCCUUAAAGGAAAUGGUGGCACUGCUCCAUCUCUGGCCCUUCCUUUCCAACAGGAGCAGAAAGGUUCUGAGAAUGUAUUGAAGAAUUCUAAUUCAGAGUCUGGACCUUGCAAUGCAGCGCCACAAGAAAACCUGGGUAGCUCAUUAACACAGGAGUCAGACUGGAGAACAUGCGACUCAUCAGAUAAUUCAAGUUCUCAUCAUCAGGAAAAGAUACAAAAUGCGACUUUUAAUCCCCGGGACAUUUUGGGUGGAAUUGAUGAUCCGCAAAGGCCACUGCACAUUGUGUGGCCUCACAGGUGGGAGCAUGAUAAAGAUCCAGAGAGUUUUUUUAAAGUAUUAAUGCACCUUAAGGAUUUAAGACUCAAUUUCCAUGUGUCUGUCCUUGGAGAAACCUUCACAGAUGUCCCAGAUGUAUUUUCAGAGUCCAAAAAGGCAUUGGGAUCGUCUGUCAUACACUGGGGCUACUUACCCAGCAAAGAUGACUAUUUCCAAGUACUGUGCAUGGCCGAUGUUGUCAUCUCAACGGCUAAGCAUGAAUUCUUUGGAGUGGCAAUGUUGGAAGCUGUGUAUUGUGGUUGUUACCCACUCUGUCCCAAAGAUUUGGUUUAUCCCGAAAUAUUUCCAGCUGAGUAUCUGUAUUCCACACCUGAACAGCUUUCAAAAAGGCUCCAGAUUUUCUGCAAGAGACCAGAUAUUGUAAGAAAACAUCUUUAUAAGGGUGAAAUGACUCCUUUUUCUUGGGCAGCCCUACACGGUAAAUUCAGGUCUCUGCUUACAACAGAACCUAGGGAAGAUUUGUGACAGAUGGGGCUAAGUCACAAACUUGCAGCCUAAGGCAGAAUCUGUAGAACUUUCCAGAGUGUGCCCAUAUUUACCUGAUCAGAGAGAAAAGAAAAUCUGCAGAGGAAGCUGAGCCUGGCUGCUUGUCAUAGCUGACACAGAGCCAUCUGCCACAAACCUGUGGCGGCUUCAGAUCUCCCAUCCCUGCCACCACCCCAACUCAAAUUAAAUACAGAUUCCUAGAGACGUUAGGAUGGUUACACAUGUCCUCGGCAUCACAUGGAGGAGACUGUUCAAAAAAAAUAUGUGGCCUGUUGUAUAACCGCACUCAUGUAUCCCAUAUGUGGUGCCACAUUGAAUUUCCGGUUGAAUCCGUUUUUAUCCUUUGUACUGGAUGACAUGGUGCCUGAAUUCUUUCUUUUUGCCGACACGAUGGCAGCCAAACUGCAGCUUCAAAAGCUCGCGCUUGGCUGGGUUUCCACCUAGGUUGCCAGGUUAUCAUUGGAGCCUUCUUGUGUCCUCAAAGGGCCACAGGGUCUGAACGGACGAUCAGAAUGCUACCAGGCUAAUUGGGCAGCCAUCUCAGAAUUGUUCGUGGGCAAAGGGCUGCUUUAGCACUUUUAUUUUAGCAAAUUAACGACUCUCUGGCACAGGGGUUUUUAAGUGAAGGUAUUAAUAAGGGGUUUGGCAGGUAGUCCCAUGAUUCACAGUUACAUUUGCAUUUAAUUUAUUUUAAAGUUGCGAGAUAAACAGCUGUAAUUUGGACAAACAUGGGAAACACGCUAAGUGGGGCCAUCUUGCCCAUAAAAGGAACACUGAGAUACUUGUUUUAAUUUUUUUCCUGGGGUAAAAAUAGAGAAAUCAAAAU